CACCGCUCACCUACACACACCAACAUAACACGCAUACACCCACAUACACCCAACUCUCAUUCCAGCGCACAUCCCCUCCGGUAGUCUGACCGGAUGAGUUACCCGGUGGACACCAUAGGGAGCCCCUUCAGGAGAGCUAUGGAUACUAGGACGAGCAGCUACAGCCGCUCCGGCACCCCCUCCAGCGGCUUCCGCUCCCAGUCCUGGUCCAGGGCGAGCCCCGGCUCCAACGUGACUGCGUCUUACAAGAGGAGCGUGAACAUGCCGGUGUCCCGGGCAUACAGCUCCACGGUGCUCAGCUCCGCCGACAGCGUUGAUUACAACCAGACCUCCAUCCUGAACGGAGACUACAAGCGAUCUAACGAGAAAGAGCAACUCCAGGGGCUCAACGACCGCUUCGUUGUUUACAUUGACAAGGUGCAUUACCUGGAGCAGCAGAACAAGCAGAUCGAGGCAGAGAUCCAGGCGCUGCGGCAGAAGCAGGUGUCCCGCUCCCAGCUGGGAGACCUGUACGACCAGGAGCUGCAAGAGCUGCGCUCCGUGCUGGAGCAGAUCCACCAUGACAAGGCGCAGAUUCAGAUCGACACCGACCACAUCGAGGAGGACAUCCAUCGGCUCAGGGAUCGCUUCGACGAAGAGGCGCGCAUCCGGGAAGAGACCGAAGCUAUCAUCCGCGUCCUGAAGAAGGACAUGGGCGACUCGGAGUUAGUGAAGUCCGAGUUGGAGAAGAAAGUUCAGUCGCUGCAGGAUGAGAUCGCCUUCAUCCGCAACAACCACGAGGAAGAGGUGAGCGACCUCAUCGCGCAGAUCCAGGCUUCUCAGGUGACCGUGGAGAGGAAGGACCUGCAGAAGACAGACAUCACCGAGGCUCUGCGGGAGAUCCGCUGCGAGCUGGAGGGUCACUCCAACCAGAACCUGCAGCAAGUGGAGAACUGGUUCAUGUGCCGCUACUCCAAGCUCACCGAGGCUGCGGAGCAGAACAAGGACGCCAUCAAGUCCGCCCGAGACGAGAUCUCCGACUACCGCCGCCAGCUGCAGUCCAAGACCGUGGAGUUAGAGUCCGUGCGCGGGACGAGAGACUCACUGGAGCGGCAGCUGAACGACAUCGAGGACCGUCACAACAGCGACCUGGCCAGCCUGCAGGAGACGAUUCACCAGCUGGAUAAUGAGCUCAAGAGCACCAAGUGGGAGAUGGCUCGUCACCUGCGCGAGUACCAGGAUCUCCUCAAUGUCAAGAUGGCCCUGGACAUUGAGAUUGCUGCAUACAGGAAACUCCUCGAGGGUGAGGAAACCCACUUCAGCACUUUCCCUUAUCGCCAGACGAUCACUUCCGCCAAAAUCUCCAAACCCAAAUCAGAAACCCCCAAGCUGAAGGUGCAGCACAAGUUUGUGGAGGAGAUCAUCGAGGAGACCAGGGUGGAAGAUGACAAGUCCGACAUUGACGAGGCCCUGGCUGAGAUAGCACAGGAGCUGUCGGCCACACUCGGAGGAGGAGAGGACGAGGAGGACAAGGAGGGAGGAGAUGGUGAGGAAGCAGAGGCUGAGGAUGAAGAGGGUGAAGAAGAUGGAGGAGAGGAAGGACAGGAGGAGGAAGUUAUAAGCGCUACAGAAGCCAAAGUAAGCUCCAGCACACCCACUAAGGGGGAUGAGGAAGAAGAAGAUGAGGGAAAGGGUGGCGAUGAGGACGAAGAAGGAGAAGGUGGUGAGGAGGGACAGGAUGAAGAAGAAGGUGAAGAUGAGGGAGAAAAGGGGGAUGAUGCAGAGGGAGAAGGAGAAGAGGGAGCAGAGGAUGAAGAGGAGGUUGAGGAGACAGUUCUGUGCUCCAAAGCUCCCGAGUCUAAAGCCUCUCCCGACAAAGAGAAGGCUGGAGUAGAAGAUGAAGCAGCAGAGGAGGCUGGUGCUGAAGAUGAGGGUGAUGAGAAAGAGGAAAAGGAGGACGCAGAAAAAGACAAAAAGGAGGAAGAUAAGAAGGUAAAAGAUGAGAAAGCAGAUGACCAGUCAGAAAAAGAGGUAGCCAAGGCAGAAGCUCCAAAAAUGGAAGCUGCAAAACCUGAGGCCAAGAAGGAAGAAGCAACGAAACCUGAAUCCCUAAAGCCUGGAUCUCCCAAGUCUGAAUCCCCUAAACCCCAGUCUCCUAAAUCUGAGUCUCCCAAGCCUGCAUCUCCUAAAUCUGAGUCUCCCAAGGCAGGCUCACCGAAGGCCGGAUCUCCCAAACCUGGUUCCCCAAAAGUUCAGUCCCCCAAGUCUGAAUCCCCAAAAUCUGUGUCCCCAAAACCCCAGUCCCCAAAAGCUGAAUCUCCAAAAGCUGAAUCCCCAAAAGCUGAAUCUCCUAAAGCUGAAUCUCCUAAAGCUGAAUCUCCUAAAGCUGAAUCCCCAAAAGCUGAAUCACCAAAAGCUGAAUCCCCAAAGGCUGAAUCUCCUAAAGCUGAAUCCCCAAAAACUGAAUCCCCAAAAGCUGAAUCUCCUAAAGCUGAAUCCCCA
This is a messenger RNA of Paralichthys olivaceus (Japanese flounder), 2481 nucleotides long. It is a transcript of the gene nefma, whose product is annotated as neurofilament medium chain a. Gene Ontology annotation, cellular component: postsynaptic intermediate filament cytoskeleton; axon; intermediate filament. Gene Ontology annotation, biological process: neurofilament bundle assembly. The record is from RefSeq and is a predicted model, not a curated record. Gene Ontology annotation, molecular function: structural constituent of cytoskeleton. Lineage: Eukaryota; Metazoa; Chordata; Actinopteri; Pleuronectiformes; Paralichthyidae.